AUCACCGUCACAUUUUCAUCCAACCUGGAGAUCACAUUUUGCACGUCCACCUGUCAAUUGACCAACUAAGCUAUCCCAACUACUCCGAUAAAACGUAUGACUCCAACAUGUUGUAUUUGAUUUUGAUAAGAGAAUACAAUUAAACCAGAACCUGAAACCAAGUGAUAAGCAACACCACAGAACAGAAUACCGUCUUAUGCGAAAUGUUAGAAAUAAAGAAAUGUUCCUAAUGUAUUUAUUUUAUGUUUUCAUGUAAGCUUGACUUGCAGGAAGGGCCCAUUGAGAUAAUACUAAAAGGGCGGUCAACAUUUAAAUAUACCACACAAAAGCAACAAAAAAAACGACUGAUUUUGGCUCUUUUCCCCUCACAUGCCAAGGUAGAACACGUUUAGGUGGUGUGGAUGUGGUGGUCAGACUGGUGAGAUGACCAGGAUGAAGGCAGGGCAGGUUUGCUCAGGAUCAGUUCCCUGAUAAGGACUAUUGAGUCGUCGACCUGUACCUGUGUCUACACCCCAGCACACCUGUCCUUCACUACCUGGUGGCCACAUCGUUCUAGCUCCGCGGAGACAAUGGAGAACCCACACACACGGCUUGGUCUGUCGCUGCUGCUUGCCUUCCUGACAGGAGCAGUUGCGACCAGGGGUGGGGAGGUUUCUGAUUGGGCUGAAGGUGUUGGUUCCCACGCUCCCUCGAAGCUGACCGUCUUUGGACCAGACUUUGUGACUGUGGGCGUGCCGUGCAGCUACGUGUGCUUAGCCGAGUGCUCCGCCCCCUGUACCUUCACCCUGGGUGUGGACGGAGAGAGCAGCCCAGGAAACGAGCUCUCCUUCACCGUGCGCCAGUGGGUGGAGUCCAUGACCGUCGAGUGCACAGCGAGGAACAAUGUGUCGAUGGAGGCCUCAGUGACCACAAAGAGGGUUCAGGUCUUAGCUGGACCCGCCAACGUCUCCAUUACCGGCCCAGAGCUGGUGGUUCCAGGAGGCAAACAACGCUUCUUGUGUCACGCUAGUUGCCGUCCCUCGUGCAACUUCACCUGGAGAUUUGGGUCCCGGUGGCUUGGGGGACAUGGGAAUGAGAUUUCCAUUACCGCCCAAAAGCUGGCAGAGAAGAGGAUCCUGACCUGCAAGGCCAUCAACAGUGUGUCUGGCCUAUACGCCAUGGCAAGCAUGAGCAAAAACGUUGCAUAUGGUCCCUCAGAUGUCACCAUCGAGGGACCGGAUUAUGUAAGGCUCGGGAAAGAGGCCACCUUCUGGUGCUAUGCUGAGUGCAGCCCAAGCUGUGCCUACCUGUGGUUGGUAGACGGACAUACCAUGGAGGGACAAAAGUUGUCAUAUAUGGCCAUCACUAUAUCAGAUAUGACCAAGUCAGACAAGAUCCUGUGCGAGGCACAAAACAUUGUCUCCGGAAAGGGAAAGUUAGCAACCAAGACUGUAUCGUUGGAAGGAUCCCAUGGUAAGUCCAUGGCCCCACAAGCAGAGCUGACUUUAGGAUUGCUGCUGUUUGCAUUAACUCUUGUCAGUGUAAUACUCCUUUAGCCCAGUAAAAGGCAGCAUUGCACCAAGAGAACUAAGCCCUGAAGUUUCCAGCAUAAUUAUUUUCAAAGUCUACCUGUUUAAUAUUACAACAAUUGACUGCUGUAAUUCCAAAAUAUAGCUACCGUGAGUCUGAUAGCAAAACAACUGUUGCUAAACUUCAAUAAAGAA
Molecule: messenger RNA, 1703 nt
Organism: Osmerus eperlanus (European smelt)
Lineage: Eukaryota; Metazoa; Chordata; Actinopteri; Osmeriformes; Osmeridae
Exons: 7
Coding region: 570-1535 (321 amino acids)
Source: RefSeq, a predicted model, not a curated record